Molecule: messenger RNA, 1786 nt
Organism: Paramacrobiotus metropolitanus
Lineage: Eukaryota; Metazoa; Tardigrada; Eutardigrada; Parachela; Macrobiotidae
Exons: 4
Coding region: 1-1722 (573 amino acids)
Molecular function (GO): protein binding
Source: RefSeq, a predicted model, not a curated record
AUGCCACCUUUUGUAAUCAACGUCAAUAACAGCGUUAUCAUCAAAGAUGUCACUGAGUGGCUGUGGGGCCAAGUGCAGGAUGUUAAUGAAGCUGGCUACCUGAUCAAUUUCGACAUUCCCCAGUAUCCCGCUCAAUGGAUACCGUUCGACAGAAUCUUUUUGCCGCCCAUCUCAAAGCCCUCCGGCCGUCAGCGGAAUGAGUACUCCCCUCUAGCGUUGAUAAAUCCACGUUCUACAUUGUAUGUCGCUGUUCGAUCGGACGAAAAGGAACCUUUCAAAUGGCAGCGCGCGAAAAGCUUUUUCCUGGAGUUUACGAAUACGAGUGCUACGCAUCGCUCGUACAUUAGCGCGGAAAUCGAACGCAACGGUCAAAAACAAUGGGAGAUUGUGCCGGCUGUGCGUACAUUUCAGCAUAAUAAUUACGGAUGGGCGUCAACAGACAAUGUUUUCACUACGCGUCCCGUCACGUCCGCGACCUUUUUCAAGGUGGAUCCCGCGGAGAGAGACGAGUAUGGCGCAACCCUGCUGGAAAAUGUAUUUAGCCGGCGGUCUAAAAAGUUUGCUGUCAGUUGUGUGACGGUUAACCGGCAGGAUGAUACUAUAACGUUGAUGGGUACAGCAUUCGGUAGUACGGGCUCCCAGCAAGUAAAUAGAAAGGCGUUUACAAAUAUCAUUGGUCUGCCGUUUUGGGAGCGCUGGACAGAGGACCUGGUGGAAGACGAUCAGGACGAGAGCGUACGAAAAGUGUGUCUUGAUGGAAUGGAAAUUAUGGAAUGCAUGUCAUCAGGGGAUGUCGGAGCCGACGGCGUACUUUGCGUGGACGUUGUUGUCGAGAUAUUCGGCUAUGUGGAUUCGCUGACUCAGUCUCUCUUGCGACAGGUUUGCAACAGAUGGGAUGAUAUUUUACACCAUGAAUCGUUUCGGAAAAACAUCUAUUUACAACGCCUUUCCGGAUCGGGCUGUCCUGGGUGCAGCUUUCUUUUCCAGUCGGCAUCUGACAAUGUUCGGGACGCUGGAGGGGAAAGCGUCAAGUAUUUAUCGCGAAAAAUUGCAAACCGGAUCAAUCGGUCCACGCUGUUAUUGCGACUGGAUGCCGUGGACUGGCUGGAAAUCCAGAAUGUGUUGACCGGAAAUCCCAAGUUCAACCAUAAUCAGAUGGAAACUGUUGUCUUGGUUAAAUGUAAAAUCAGCGUGAAAUCUUAUAAGUACGAUUUGACUGACUUGAACGACGUAUUCGCUGCACUGAAAGAUCUCUUCCGCGUGGCAAAAGCCGUGGUAAUUAAGGAGUGUUCGUUCGCGUGUGAAAGCAGUGGCGAUUGGUCGGUUCCGGCUCCUUAUAUUGUGACCAGUUGUGUGGUGAAGUCGUACGAAGAGUUGAUUGCUUGCCUGGCGAACAUUGCGGCGAAUCGUCCAAAAUAUGAAAGAAGACGCAUCGUGGCGCAGGAGAGGAAGACCGCUGGGAUUAUUAUUGUGACCCUGAACCAUGCAGUCGUUGGGGACCUUGCCGUCCUUAUUGCAGUUGUGAUAAAGAAUACAACUGCUAACUCACUUAAAGGCAGGAUGCAGCGGAUUGAUUUGCAGUUUCAGGCACAAGUAAAGAAGUUCUACCUUUCGCGUUCAGACCAGCGGAGAGAAUUGUGCAGCCACAACAUCGUGGUAACUAUACUGUUUAAGCGCUAUAUUGUUCUUUUCGUUUUACUUGGACUGACCGCUACCUUCUGAAUGUUACGGCCUAAAGUAACGAAUUCUGUAAAUUCAGUUUUUUGCCUAAUAGCGGCGAUAAUUU